CAGAGCCAUACAUGAUACCAUGACUGAAAGAGUAUGAAGUAUGGAAAGAGUAAAUUGCAAAGUGGAUCUCACUCAGCCAGGUGAUCAGCCAGAUGGACGGAAACGGAUGAGCCGCUAAUCUGUAUCGGGCUAGCGUACCACUACGAGAGUUAUGUCUGUUUAUACAUCCCUGACUAACAACUGCCGGCAUAAUAACGAACCCCACAUAUACACACGAUCUCUCGUCCAUCGCGAUCCAUCUUCAUUCCCCUCUGAACACCUCCUGAAACAGAAACCUCAAACCUCUUCGACCUCACAUAACACCCACCAAUAACCCCAACGUAAUGUCCGAGCCCACAACAAUCAUGCCCCCCUCCCCCACCCGAACCGCCACCCUCCUCUCCAACCUCUCCGCCGUAACCGCCCGCAUCACAGCAUCCUCAGCCUCCGCCGGCCGCAACACCACCAAACCCAUCCGCCUAAUAGCAGUCUCCAAGCUCAAACCCGCCUCCGACAUCCUCGCCUUGCACUCACCCCCCGCAUCGCACCUCCACUUCGGCGAGAACUACCUCCAAGAGCUGCAAGAAAAGUCCAAGCUCCUCCCGCCCACCAUCCGCUGGCACUUCAUCGGCGGCCUGCAAUCCAACAAAUGCGUCACUCUCGCGCGCGACGUGCGCUCCCUGUGGGCCGUCGAGAGCGUCGACUCUGAGAAGAAGGCGUCCCUCCUCAAUAAAGGCUGGGGCGCGCGGUCUGCCGAGUUUCGCGCGGAGGACCACGAACCCCGGCUGCGGGUGUUUGUGCAGGUUAAUACGUCCGGCGAGGAGAAUAAGGCGGGGGUGGAACCCGUGAAGGGCGCGGUGGAGUUGUGUCGGUUUGUGAGGGAGCAAUGUCCGAAUUUGGCGCUGCAGGGGGUGAUGACUAUUGGGGCUAUUGCGCGGUCGAAGGCGACGACGGCGGAGAAUGAGAAUGAGGAUUUUGUGUGUUUGAGGGAGACGAGGGAUCGGGUUGUGGGCGAGCUGGGGUUGACGGGGGAGGAGGCGGAGUUGGAGUUGAGUAUGGGGAUGAGUGAGGAUUUUGAGGGUGCGAUUGCCUUGGGGAGUGAUGAGGUGCGUGUGGGGACUACGCUUUUUGGGGAUCGUCCGCCGAAGCAUGAGGCUAGGGUUGUAUGAGCUUUUUUAUAGGGUUUGACGAAUGACGAUUAUCGUGUAUCUAUUACUAAAAGAGGGAGAGUAGGAGGGGGCUCUUGCAUGUCGGGCUGUUGAAAAUAUUGCAUAACACGCCAGUCGAAUGGUAAUGCUGUUCGGGGAAAUAUACUAUAUACUUGGU
Molecule: messenger RNA, 1305 nt
Organism: Aspergillus campestris IBT 28561
Lineage: Eukaryota; Fungi; Ascomycota; Eurotiomycetes; Eurotiales; Aspergillaceae
Product: YggS family pyridoxal phosphate enzyme
Exons: 1
Coding region: 345-1148 (267 amino acids)
Cellular component (GO): intracellular anatomical structure
Molecular function (GO): pyridoxal phosphate binding
Source: RefSeq, a predicted model, not a curated record